UGAGAUUUAAUAAGGGAUAAUACGGAUUAAUUUCCCAUAACUUUGGAGACUGGGUUGAGCAACAUAUGCGAAAGCUGCUUUGUUCGGCAAUCCAAAUUCUUGCCCAACAUUAGCCGAUGGGAGCUUUUGCAUAAGAACAAUGCGUCGACAGGGUGUUAUUUUUCAUAUGGGAGUCACGGACGGCUUGAAAAGCUUCUUGUUGCAUUUUGCUUUUUACAUAUCAUGGAAAUUCAACUUUUUACAUAUACCGGUGUGAAUACCCUUCUAACUUUUCGCCCAGGGAAGUUACCGUAACCGUUCGAACCUUGAUUAGUUGAAAAGGAUGGUGAGAUUAACGAAAAUACUUAAUGGUGGGGUCAGAAGGAUUUUUCGAUUCCGUUCACUAUAUGGAUCAAAGACCCGGUCCCUUACUUCGCCUCAACAGAAUGCGUUUUUCAAGUCCAAGUUGUCCUUCCUGAUUAUACUGAUAUUUCUUUGCUCCAAUUACUUACUCUCAUCUACAAUCCUUACGGCGUCAAAUUAUCCCCAGUAUAUCGAGGCCUCUAAGGCUUUAGAUGGUUUUUUCAAAUUGGAUCCGCAACUCUUCCAAACGAGUGGAUUUCUCAACAAGUUCAGAGUGACAUCCAAACCAAAGGUGUUUGUCGGUAAGAACAGAAAGUUUAACCAGUUCAAUCCCAACAUAUCGUCGGUGGCACACUGGAGCAAAUUACUACAGGUUUAUGAAAAGGAGGACAACCCUGAAAAGUAUCUUAAAGAACACAAACUCUCUUUCCAUUGGGCUGAUUGGAUCGACACUUCACCAGCAAACGCCUUUAUUGAUGCGUAUGAUUCUUUAUUAGCGGAGUAUGAUAACGAUCCCAGUGAAUUGGCCAAGGUUGUUCAAGAGCGAUGCAAAGCACAAAUAUUCGAUGGUUCAGAUAGACAGGAUCCAAACCUCUAUGCAAAGGAGAGAUUGAAAAUUUUCGAACAGCUUGAAGACAUUGGUAUUUGUGCUGCAAUUUUCGUCCACUAUUACGUCCCACCCCCUAAGCAGCUUGUUUUCGAAACCGAUUUCCACUACUUUUCAUGGCCUCUUGAAAAUGCAAUGGCCGAGACGCAGCGCACCAUGGAGAGGUUUGCCUCGUUAUACUACAACGAUGAUGAGGUUUCAGCCUUGCAAGUCCAGGAAUUUGCCGAAAAGGCCCCAAGCGACUUGUCCAAUUUCCCGGAAAAGAUGCGGGAAAUUUUCAAAUCAAAGAAUUUAAACACCGAUAAGAUAACUCUUCAAAAGCAAAUUGAAGUCUCAGGAAGGAAUUUCAAGAGACCUGAUACCAAGGAAAUUCUGAAGGAAUUAGCAGACAGUGGAAAGCUCAACGAAGGAGAGAAGGAAACUUUGGAAUUUUUGGAGUUCUCUCAUGAUAAAGUAGAUGAUGCUGAAAAGUUUCAUUGGGACUUCCCUAAUCAAGGGUUUGACAAAGAGGCUCGUUGGCAUCAUUAUACAUUCCCAUGGUGCAAACAGUUGGUGGAUUCUAGAGAGCGUAUAAUGUCAAUUCACCAUUUCGUUAGAUCAUGGUUCAAACUUUGUGAAUUUGCGGGUGCUAUUUCCUGGUUUGGGUAUGGUAAUCUCAUUGGUUGGUAUCGUCAUUCGCGUAAUUUGCCCUGGGAUACCGAUGUUGAUGUUGUUAUGCCCUUCCAGGAUCUGGUGGUGCUGAGUGAAAAGUUCAACGCAUCAUUAGUCAUUGAAAAUCCAGAACUUGGGGAUAAUAUCUUUUGGUUUGCAACAAUGCCUUACUUCUACCAACAGAAGGAUACCCAAUUCAUCGAUGCUCGUUAUAUUGACGUUAAAACAGGAUUCUACAUCGACGUUUCUGCACUUUGGAAUUCAAAUGAAAGGGAACCGCCAGAUGAGUUUAAACGUGAAGACCGUAGUACCAUAUACCAUUGCAAGCACUACAACUGGUUUUCUCAUAAGCAGCUGUUCCCUCUGAGACGUACAUUAUACGAAGGAGGCCAGGCUUAUGUUCCACAUGACUAUGAGAGUAUUAUGUGGUUUAAAUACGGUAAAGAUUCCAUGGAGUCGACAAACAAUUACGGUCACAACUGGCAGGAAGACAUUGGAAUCUGGGUUCCAAAUGAGAUCUGUGAGAACGAAGCGGUUCCUCCUAAGGAGUCCAGAUUCGACAGUGAUGGGAGCUUGACGUUGUUUGGCGCCUGUAACGACUCUAAUAUUUUAGAAGAGUGGGCCAGAUUUAAGGAUUUAUAUGAGAUACACAAGAAGGAGUUCAAAGGAAUAAAGGAAGGCGAAGACACGAGUGUGUAUUCUGAGAACGAUUUGCCUAUCGCUCGUUACUUCGACAGAACUUUGUACAUGUGAGAGAUAUCCGAAUAAUAUAUAGUCAAGGGUCUAUACUGCCCUUAUAAUAGGAUGAAGUUAGAUUACACAUA
Molecule: messenger RNA, 2424 nt
Organism: Williopsis jadinii
Lineage: Eukaryota; Fungi; Ascomycota; Saccharomycetes; Phaffomycetales; Wickerhamomycetaceae
Exons: 1
Coding region: 323-2353 (676 amino acids)
Source: RefSeq, a predicted model, not a curated record